GUGCUUCGUACUAGACAGGUGAGGUUCGGAAAGGCUGAGCUUAUGCGUAGGUGUUGGUAUGACGCGUUGUUAUCAGCACAGCCUUCGUCCUUUGAUGUUUCCUCGCAUCACUGACCGUCCAACUGCCCGUCCUCUCUCCAUCCACAUCAACAUUCGUGUGUCGCGUUGUCGUUACCGCUGAAGCGUCGAUGAUGCUGACUCGUGGCCCUGAACCGAAUGACAGAAUUAACGUGAAAGCUCCAUGCUCCAUCCACAAUGAGCACGUCAACAGCGGCCAAGAUCCCUCCUUUGAUCUACGGAACAGCUUGGAAGAAAGACCAGACGAGGAAGCUCGUUAGACAAGCUCUCCUUGUCGGAUUCACGGGCGUCGAUACCGCUGCGCAACCGAAGCAUUAUCAAGAAGAUCUCGUUGGCCAGGGCAUCCGAGAUGCUAUCAAGGAGGGAGGGCUGAAGAGGAGCCACCUCUACAUCCAAACGAAAUUCACAUCCAUCCACGGGCAAGACCCUCGACGAAUGCCAUACGACGCCCAGCAAAACAUCACCGAUCAACUCGCAGUUUCAAUCGCCUCUUCCCUCCACAAUCUCCGCCACUCCGAAACCACGGCAGACGCCUACCUCGACUGCCUCGUCCUACACUCCCCGUUUCCCAGUCUGGCGCAAACGCAAGAAGCCUGGCGAGCAAUGGAGUCGCACGUCCCCGCGCGAGCGCGAACCCUAGGCAUCUCGAACAUCUACUCGAUCGACGUGUUAAAGUCACUCUACGACUUUGCGCGCGUCAAGCCUGCCAUCGUGCAAAACCGCUUCUACGCCGACAGCGGGUACGACGUCGAGAUCCGGGCUUUUUGCGCGGCCAACGGCGUGCGGUAUCAGAGCUUUUGGACGCUGACGGCUAACCCGCGACUGCUGAAAUCGGAAGCUGUGGAGACGGUUGCGAGGGAGGUGGGGGUUGGUUUGCCGGUGGCGUUGUAUGGGCUUGUGCUGGGGUUGGGAGAGGUGAGUGUGUUGAACGGGACGACGAAUGUUGGUCGAAUGACGGAAGAUCUGGAAGGAGUGAAAAAGAUACGCCAAUGGGCUACAUCUGCUCCGCAAAGCUGGAGGGAGGUUUCCGCUUCCUUUGGCAAACUACUUCAAACGUGAAUGCAGAGCUUAUGACCAAACUCGGCUCCUCGCGCAUCAACAUGCAUUCCGUGUAACCGGUCUGGCGUGAGUCAAAGGGAAGUGAGUUGCAUUCGGUAAUGUUAACCUUUUGCGGACGGCGGUGACUGGAUUCGGGCAGCAAUUCGCGAUUUUCAGCCGCCCGCAAGUUAACGAACGUUUGGCUUUUAUAGAGCGUAUAGCGCACAUCGCAUCCU
Molecule: messenger RNA, 1352 nt
Organism: Neohortaea acidophila
Lineage: Eukaryota; Fungi; Ascomycota; Dothideomycetes; Mycosphaerellales; Teratosphaeriaceae
Product: aldo-keto reductase
Exons: 3
Coding region: 256-1137 (293 amino acids)
Cellular component (GO): cytosol
Molecular function (GO): aldose reductase (NADPH) activity
Source: RefSeq, a predicted model, not a curated record